CGUAGGGGCGCUUUCCGCCGAGAGUCUGCAGCCACCGGUCCGCGUCCCCGCCCUAGCCGUGGAGGAGCCCGGCCCCGGUGCAGCCAUUGAUAUCUCAACAAGCAUGGAGAUAAGAUUAGAAGUUUUGACAUCAACAAGCAUCAAGCAGAAAAAACCCUGGCCUAGAAUUUCCUGGUUGGGACAGGAAAAUGAAGCUGUUUUUCUUUUGGAUGGUAAAUUCAUAAAUGAGAUUAAUUUGCUGUCAGGAAGAACAAAGAAGAUUCCUAGUCUGCAGACUUUGUUGAAGAAUGUUUUUGUCCUGACAACAUCCAGUAAUGAUGCCUGGUUGGCUGGGGUACUCACCACUGGGGAGCUUUUCCUUUGGAACAAAGAUCAAGAUUGUUUGAAAACUCUACAAGUAACUGAACAGCCUAAGGAAAUGAUAAAAGCCUCUGUAGGAAGCUCUUUAAGACUACACUUGUAUGUUUCUGGAAAUGGAAAAAGAGUUCUGCUUAUAGCACCUUCUGGAUGUGUAUUUCUUUGGGAAUAUUUGGAAUUAAAGAAUAUUGUAUCUUCAAAAAGCCUCGCAUUGGUGGGUCAGUGGUCCCAGAUCAUACCUGAAGAAGCAGUUCUUUUGCCUUCCACUGAUGAUAAAGAAGCUGUAGUGAAUGCUGUUUUUGUAGAAAAUGAGUUGUUUGGUGACUGCUGCCUGUGUUCAUUUACAUUUUAUUCUGGGGAAUGCCUGAAGUUAACGUUUCUAGCAAUUCGGUGGCAUGAGAAUGUAUUUACCCCUUUAAGGUCAUUGCCCUACCAUGUUCAUUGGGCACAACAGGAUUGUCUUCUGAGUAGUCUGAUUCCCACAUGUGAAUCCAUAAAGUCAAGAGGAGCACUAAUUUCUGCAUUUUCAAGAGAUGGCCUCACCCUAGCAGUAACUCUUAAUCAGACAGACCCAAAGGCAACUCAGGUAUUAUUUAUAAACACAGUGAAUUUUGUUACUCUCUGUGGUAGCCUUAAAGGAUGUAGUAAUAAGAAUCCUGUGGUUCCAGCUACACUUGUCAGGUCCUAUUGGGUAGGUGAUGUCAGCUGGACACAUGAUAGUCUUUUCCUGGCUUGUGUGUUAAAACGUGGUUCCCUGCUGUUAUUGACCUGCCAAGGUGAAUUGCUAACAUUAAUUACAUUUGGUUGCUCUAUUGAAUUUGGGCCAGCAGAAUUUAUUCCUCUUCAUCCACUAAUAACAUAUAGACCACAGCACUUUACAUUUCAAGAUUCAAAUAAUUCUGUAGAUUCAUCAGCUUCUGAUAGUGACCCUAUGAGACAGAGGUUUUCUAUAAAAGCACAUUCACGGUUACCCUACUUCAUUAUUUCUGAUGGAUACAUGAUCACAACUCUUCGAUUUCUUGAUAACCUGUCUCCUUCAGUGCUCAUGAGAUCACUUCUACUUGAUUCAACCCAGAGGCUUGAGAAAACAUACCAAAGUGUGAUGUUAUCUAAGCCAAAAGGCAAAGGACUGAACUUGCAAUCACUGGAUUCCCUAAGGUCUAGCCUGUUAAAACAGCAAGGAAAUGAAAGUUCAGCUGAUUCUACUGUCCCCAAGUUUUUGCGAACAGAAGAAACAAUAAAGUUAAAUGAAAAAACAGAUUUUCAGGACUUUGAAGCAGAAGAAACUAAUGAAGGCAAAUACUUUUCAAACACCUUAUUUCCUUUUUGGAGCCAAAAAAGUGAUCCUCUGUUUAUCAGUGCCAAGGAGGGAAGAUUGGAAUUUGCAUCUAUGUUUGAUACAAUACAUGCAAAGGAUGAUAUUAAGGAGACAGACAAAACCAUUACAGAACUGCAUUCUAUUCAGAAAAAUCUUCUUGCAGCAUGGACUGUAGGAAUUUCAAAAAAUGUGAUAGAAAAAAGUUUAAUGUUAAAUUAUACAGUAGUUUGUAUCACCCAUUUUUUCUACAUUCUUCAGUUUGUAAAGUGUCCUUUCCCAAAACUUAGUAUUUUUUUAAGCAAGAUCCCAAAACAUAAUUCAUGGGUACUUUGUAUCUUCCAGCUUUUUCAUCAGUGUUUAUCCACCCAGUAUUGGGAUAUGAGAUAUAGGCAAGACGUGAGACAUUUGAUAAAACUGACCUCAAAUACUAUAAAGCUUUUGCUGACUCAGCAACAAAAGGGUCACUUACUCUCAGAGAAACUUUUUGCCUGCUUUUAUUUACUUAGAAUGGUAGCUGACAAUUUAAAUGGCGUAUAUCAGCUUCAACCUGAAGUUAUUUCAGCAUCAGCUGAUGGAAGUAGAACAACAGAUCAAGACUCAUUGGUGGUAUCUAUUUUUCAAAUGUUUCAAGACAGUAGUUCUCAGGAAAACUGGUCUUGGAAGUCAUCUUUCAAGAUUCAUCCUCAAGUAACAAAUCUUGUUCAACAACCGAGUCACAGAUUGAUUGCUCUCUGGAGAAUAUUGUACAAAAAAACUUUAUGGUAUCAAGCACAGUUAAGUCGAAGAAUUCCUGAAGGUGACAGACAGUUAAUUGAAAAUAUAGCAAAUGAAGCAUCUACUGUCAAAUCCUUGUUAUGUCAUAUACAGGCUAAUUUACAGACUGCUGGAGAUCACUUGAACCAGGCCUUAGAACUUACAUCAAUCCAUGGUGAAGAAUGUUUUCUGAUAGGAUCAUAUGAAAAGUCUAUUCAACUGUGGAAGAAAGCUCUAGAAGAAAUCCAAGAGACAGGAGGAAGAAGGACCUGUUUUUUUCAGAUACGUUAUUAUCUCUCUCUAUUAUACUGCUACCUUUAUAGCUAUAAUUUAAAUGAUGCUCAAGGAUUAUGUGAUCAGCUAGUAAGAGAAAUACUGAGAUGGUCCCAACUACCUAUUAAAGAAAAUGAAGAUUGUUCAGACCCGAACCAGUCUGGCUGUGAGUCUGUGGUGUCUGGAUGUGUCUAUCCUGAGGCUGCACUAAGAGUCAUCCAGGCCAUGGCUCGUUUCAUGGCUGCCUACUUCACCAAUCAGCUGCUUUGUAUUUUUCCUCCUCACAGUGUGAAUGUUCUUCCUCCACUUCAUAUUAAAACAGAGCAGUCUCUUCGACUUAUUCCUCUGCAACACUCCAAGGUGGCCAGUAUUGUUAGAGACCAGAAUCUUUCUAAUGUGUGGACAGUUGAAUAUGCCCUGGAAUUAUUGUUCAUUGGUGGCUUGGUUACAGAGGCUAUAUGGUUAUCAUAUAAACUUGGAGACUGGAAGACAUCUGUUGCAAUUGGCGUGGCCUUCCAACUCUUCUAUAAACAUGAUAGCAAUUUUGUGAGGUCCAAAAAAAAGUGUCCGAAGCUACCAUUAAAUAUGACUCCAGCUCACAUUUUUCAGAAAAAAUUGCAGUGUUUUUUAGGUCAACCAACCUCUUUGGAAGGAAAACAGGAAAUGGGCUCAAAAUAUAAACAAUUCACAGAUCCCAUUGAAGAGGAAGAUGCAAAUCUGCUAUUUGGUUCAGUACAAGAAGUCCUGAAAGCAUCAGUUAUGGCUGAUGCGGAUAUUCUUUCAGACACUUUACAGCAUCUGAUAGAUUCUGCCAAGGACUUCAGUAAGAGACUGUGGGGCUUAGUGCCUGCCGGCUUGUAUCUUCCAGCUCCUCCAUUAUAUUGUCCCCAGCCAGCUAUUCUUAGUCAAGAAGAUGGAGAUGAUCUUUUUGUAAAAGCUGAAAAAGACAAUCGCCAAAAGGUGUCUGGAAUACUUCAGAGAGUUCUCUUGCUCUUCAGGGCAACUCGGUGUUCUUUUCCUGUAGCACAGUGGUACAUUUUGCAGCUGAGGAGGGCAAGAAAAAUCAUGCAGAAGAUUCGAAUGAAAGGUUCUCUUCCAUCAUUGAAUCCUUUCCCCCAGUCCUUACUUAACUACUGUAAAGGAGGAGUAGCAUUCUUCAGACCUGGAGCAACUGGAGACCACAAGCUUGAUGAAGUUUCCAUUAGAGCAAUUGGUUGCUUCAGAGAACUUUGUGCUUUGUGCUGGGUGCUACAUAUCCGUGAUAAAUUAUCCUAUAGUUGUAGGCAAUAUCAGAAAGCAAGAGAAAAUGUGAUGGGAGAAAAGGACUUUGAAGAGGAGUUUGAUUCCUGUAUGGUGGAGCAUUGUCUCAGUGCACUGGAAUGGGCUUAUAGAAUGCUACCUUUCUCUCGGUUUUUUAAUAUUGAAGAACUUAUUCAGGAUAUAAUUUUGAGCCUUAUUGGAGAAUUGCCACCAAUCAGAAAGGUGGCAGAAAUAUUUGUGAACGCAUUUCCAAAUCCCGAGGAAAUAAGAGUUCCUUUAAGAGAAAAGUAUCAUUGUCUUCGACAGAGACUCAGACACUGUGUUGUAAAAGGUCCCCAGACUGAGGAAAUGAUGUCUGUUGUCAUGCAUUCUAUCCAUAAAGUGAGGGUAAAAGCUCUAAAACGUGUGCGGAGAAAUAUAGGUUCUUUUGAGAUGAAUGUAUGGGAACCAAUUGAAGAAGAAAAACCAGAUGAGACUGUGGGUUUGGAUAGGUUUUCUCUGGGGACUAGCCUGAGCAGAAGCACUCUCACAGAACUGGGAAAUUCUAUGAUCCAUAGUGAAGGAGAUACAGCCGAUACAUUCUCUGAAGCUUUGUCGGCUGAAGAAAAAACUAGGAUACCUUUCUGUCAAAGAAACUCCUCAGAUAACAUGGAAUUAACACUGAUUCAUAAGCCCAGUGAUAGAAAGAAAAUAUGUAAUCAGAGUAAAAACCCUAAACGGAAAGAAGAUCAUGAAAAGCUGUCACAAAGUACACUUCCUGUAAUAGGUAUUUGGGAAUUUGAGCGUGAUGAUGAUGAAUAUAUUAAAUUCCUUGAUCUUUUCUUGAGUUACGUUCUUGAAAGAGACCUGCUCAGUUCCAGAGAUCCUGGCAUUCCACUUUUAACCAGCUUUUCUGUACAACUUAGAGAACAUGAGCUUAAUUCUUUACUUUUUGAUGUACAUACAACAUUAAAACGACGUCAGGGCAAAACUAAAAGCCAGAAUGUGUUUAGAGCUGGCUCUUGCUUUGUUGUUGCUCCUGAGUCACCUGAAUCUGGAAAAGUGUCCUCUGUAAGUGAUGGAUAUGCCAUAACUUUAGAAAACCACGCACUUUCGACUUCAGAACUUGUUAGUCAUGGGAUGAGACCUUUUUUAGAGAACCCUUUGCAUGAAAUCAGUAAAGAUGAAGGAAAGAGUGGAUUGUUUGGUUUAAAAAAAAAGUCAAUUUACAGAAUUCAAGAUGGUAAUCGAGAGAAACCUCUGAACCAGAGACCAUCAAACCAUAGUUUUUGGUCUUCCAAGACCACUAUAACUAGAAGACACAGUUUCAAAGCAGUUCAGUGCAAUGAUAUUAACCCUCAGGAAGAUCUCCCUUUGACAGUAAAGAAUGCAUUUGGCAGUAUAGGAAGACUGUUGGAGUGGAUGAUAAGGUGGUCUGAUCGAAGAUUGCUCUGUGAUUCUGGUAUCACUCGGUCACCCUGUGAGUACAGUCCAGUAAUUCGUGUGAAGACUUCUGCAGCUGCCAUUCUUACCUCAUUAUGGCUUUUGGAGCAACCCUAUUAUUUUUCUACAUCUAAGGCAAAAAAUGCCAUUAUUAAGGAGCUAGAGAAUCAUACUAAGUCUCAGAUUGGAUGCAGUAUGGAGAGGAGGAGGAGCAAAACUGAUGCUGGCUGUUUAGUUGUAGUAGCAACUCAAGGUGGAACUGAGGAAAGAGAUGAUCAGAAUGAAUUUUGUCAAAGUAUCUUGAAUGGAAAGCUGACUGAAGCAGAAAAUCCUAAAGUAAAAGAAGUCAAUGAUGAGAUUAUUUCCAUCAGUCAUAAUUCUGAAAAAGAAUUUAUAGAUUCCAGUGAGAAUCUUUUAGAAGUAGAAACAUUUACACAGGAUGAAAUGGAUAUGCAUAUGUCAAACUGUGAAGAAGAAUCUGUUGGAGGUCUCAAAAGUCCCAAUAUUGCCAUUUACAUGCCAGCUUUACCACAGCAAUUGGAAGAGCAUCUGACAGAAGAGGUUUUGUGUCCAAGGGAAGAACCAUGGGAGGCAAAUAUGAAAGAAAAAUCAGUUGAACAGAAAGGUAUGACUGAAGCCUUUUCAAAUCCUGAACAUGCUGUUUCUCACUCGCUUUGUAUAGAUACAAAUUCAGAAAUUUCUAGUGUACAGAUUUCUGCAUUUAAAGGUAAAUCUCCUUCAUUUCUGCCCCUGGUAUCAACUGGAGUCAAUGUUGCUUCAGAAACACCUGUUCCAUCACCUGGGGCGACCCAGAGAAGUGAACACAGGGCUCAAUUACCAGAUUCUUCAGAUUCUGUUAGACAAAUGCUACAAGAUGAAAUGUUUAAAUUAGUUCAGCUGCAACAGAUCAACUUCAUUAGUUUAAUGCAAAUAGUAGGAUCAUCUUUUGCUAACCUCCCAGAUGUGCAUCAACUUCUACAGCAGACUCAGAUUGAACGUUUGGGAACAAGCCAGGUUUUAAACCCUACAGGAGGGAGUGAUGAUGUUGAAGUCAAUAGAAGUAGGAAUCUUAGUCAGAAAAUUUUCAUUAAACCACAGUCCAUGGGAGAGUACACCAGGGAGCCUGGCAAGAAUAACUCACAUGGCCAUGAAGGAAUUAUCCAUUCUGAUCAGAAUAAUAAUGGAAAUCUUCAGAAUGUUCCCCAUGGGAGUGUAUCUUCAUGUCAAGUAGAUGGCCAAUCUCAGAAGAUAGGACUCACCCCAGCAUCUCAAAGCUUAGCACCCCCUUCAUUUUCUCUAACUCCUGCUGGAAAUACUCCCUUCCAUCUUUUGUCCACGCCUUCUAAUGUCUGGAAGACACCUAGGCUUAUCCCACCUGCCAAAACGUCCAGUCCUGAUUCUGGCUUUCCUUUGCUUCAGUUUGAGCAUAAAUAUGAAUUCAAGCCCCUUUCUUUACAAGCAGAAAGAGUACCACACAUUCCCUUUCAGCCUCUGGCCCAGCCAAGAGAGGCUUGGGGCUUCCAGCCUCCUGUACCACAGGGAAAAAUACCCGCUACCUCAGGAUCCCACUCAAACUCAAGCCACUGCAGUACUGAAACCAUAAACAAAGCAACUGAGCAGAAGAAAUGGGCAGAAACUGUAAUUACAGACAUUCCUAUGAAAGUGAACUUCAGUCAGUAUAUUGGAGAAGAAAACUUGACAUCUCAACAGGACUCUGUAAUAUUAAUAAAGCCAGAAAAACUCUAUGAUGCUAAGCAAGGGUCCCUUAAGAUAUCUCCUGAGAAUUCCUUUGGACUUCCAUUGUUGCACCUGCAAUUUAAGUCUCCUUAUAUAUUUUCAUCAGCCACAAGAGCACCAAUUACAGUUCCCCCAAGACAUAUUAGAACUGUAGCAGAAGAAAGAAAAUACCCACAACUGUCAUUAUUGCAAUCAUGUUUGUCCUCGGAAAAUAUGUGUAAUAAACCGCAGCUUAUCCCACUUGAUAACCUCAUUACAUUUAAACAAAGCCAGCAGAAACUAACACAUCAUUUAUUGCAACAAGGGGAUUCUGGUUGCCUUCAGCUUCUCAAUAUCAAAGUAGAACCAUCUGGAAUAAGACAAGGAAAGAACAGUCACAAAAGGCAAAAAAGACGAACCGAGAAAGAGCUGCAAGAAAAAAGAUGCGAAAAACUGAGGACAAAAACAAGUGAACAAGAACAUCAUGUUUCUCAGCCUUUGGAUGAUUUCAGCAUUCCUCUUGAAAUGCUUAAAGACGAUGUUAAUACUUCCGCGGGAUUGCACUUCAUGGCUUCUGUACAAAAGAAAGUUAUAGGAAGUCAGGAUGCAAGCACAAAUACAGAACCAGAUAAGGAAGUUGCUUCUCAAGAAGUUGUUUCUGAAUGUGAUAAAAAUCAGCAAAUCAUUUCUUCCACCUCAGAAUAUGAACCUGUAACUGUUCCUCAGCUGUUGGUUCCAGAUGUACAUCUCAAUGUUGAACUUCCUACUAAAAUAUCAGAGAAAUCUUUGUCUCCUUCAGCACCUGAUAUGGUUGGACACACUUAUAUAAAUGUGGUUGACAUUGAAGCUGAUGAUCUACAGGAAUUACCUGUCAGAGCAGAGCCUUCAAAUGAGAAUGUUAUCAAACAGCAAAGUGAUCAUCUGGAGGUCCCAUCAUCUGCAGACUUACAUUAUCUGGCAGCUUCAGUUACCAAUACUUCUCCCCCACACAAUUGUAAAAGUCAAGAAGCUGMCAGUUCUCCUGUGGACUUAUUUUCUGAGCCUCCAAGAGUGACUCCAGCCUGUCUAGAUGAAAAAACCUGGAGAGCAGACUUUACAGAAGUGAAGGAACCUGGGAUCUCCUCAGUGACUCCAUUAGAAAGUCAGCAGGACCAAGGUUCCACAGCUGUUGGAAUUCUGGACCCUGCUUUGUUGCAAGAUGCAGGUUCAUUGUCUGUCAACAGUGGGCACUCAAGAGAUCUACCAAGACCAAGAUUCCAGUUCCAAGAACAGAGCACAAAGUCAAACUCUGCAGAAAAUUAUCUGCUGUGGAAAGUGCUGCAGGAUGUCCCUGCAGCUCGCCAUACUGCAGUUCGCCCUGUGCCAAGCCCUGCAGCUUGCCGACUAGAGUUUCUCAACGCUAAGCUUCAGAAAAUUGAUGAACAGCUGUUAUCAAUUCAGAACAUUGCCGACAACAUAGAGCAGGAUUUCCCCAGACCUGAAAUGCUAAGUUUACAUCAUGAAAAGGUUGGAUUGAUGGAUCAUGUUGAAUCGUCUUCUGGCCCUGAAUACAAAAAACCAGUAGCUUCAAAAGCCAUCAGCAUUUCUGAAGAAGUGAAUUUCCUGACUCAUACRGAUGAAGAAGAUAGAAGUGACAAAGAUGAGAUUUCAGAAGCUGCAUUUUCAGUAAUGGAAAAUCAUUCUAGUCCGAAAACUUCUGUGUUCCUUUCUGCUGAUUCAGCUGUCAGUCUUUCCAGUGACCAGAAUACUCCUUCACCUGGUGUGAAUAACAGUGAUGAAUUAUUUGAAAGUAUUUCAGUAGAUCCACUCCAGAUGGCUGGAUUGACUGACAUUGCAGACAUUAUCAAUGAUCUUAUAACUAGAGGCGGAGUUUCCAGUAAAGAGCUUGGUUUAACAGAACAACAAGCAAGGAGUAUCUCCAGGAUUCAGCAUUCUUCUGGCAGAUGUCCACAAAGAACUGAGAAGGAGAGAAGAGAGAUUCGAGCCUGGAUGAAAAGAAAACGAAAAGAAAGAAUGGCAGAGUACUUAAAUCAGCUGGCAGAAAAGAGAGGGCAAGAACAUGAUCCCUUCUGUGCCAGAAGCAAUCCAUUUUACAUGACUUCAAAGGAAAUCAGGCUGAGACAAAAGAUGAAGCAUGAGAAAGAUAGGUUGCUGCUCUCUGACCACUAUAGUCGGCGAAUCACACAAGCAUACAGUCUGAUGAAUGAACUGUUAUCAGAAUCAGUACAACUGCCAGUAACUGCACAGAAACCAUCUCCUAACAAACCCAGCACUGCUUGGCAUUCUGGACAGCAGUGCUGCCCUUCUCCAAGGAGAGAGUAUCACCAUGGACAUAAUUUUCUGAUAAAUCAACCUGGAAAAGUCAAAUGUAUUUCAAAAUCAAGUCAUACCCAUAAAGGGAAAACACUUGAACCAUCUCAAGAUUCACAUUGGCGAUGUGGAGCUGCCAAUUUCCCCAUAGAGAAAAGAGCUGGUGGAGCCAAAGAGGCACUAAGAAAGGCUGUGCAGUCUCCAGUUACCUUCCCAACAGGCUCUCCUUCUCCAUGUCUGCAGCAGACAAAAAAACAUAGAUGUGCUGGGCUUGCACCUCAGACAACGCAGGUGCAUAUAGAAUACGAGAGAGAGGAGAUCAUGACGAGUCCCUGGACGUUACCUCCUGAAAUCCACCGAAUUCUUCAUGAGACUCCUGGUUCCCUUUUGCAGGACUUGUCACAGGAAGAGCCUGAGCCUCAUUUUGGGGUGGCUGGCAUGCACAGCAUGUCUGAGAGCACUGGCAGCAUCCUCAGCAAUCUUGACUGGAAUGCCAUUGAAGAUAUGGUGGCCAGUGUGGAGGAAAAGAGCCCAUCCGUCCGCUGGGCCAUGGGCCUGUAAAGUCUGGASAUCAUUCUGUUUCCAGGCACCAGCAAGCAACUCAUUAAAGUGCUUCUGAAAGAUUUGGGGGUUUAGGAGAGGAACAAUGAAGAAAGCAAACUGAAUUUACCACCUACAGCCAUAUUAUCUCCUGGAUUAGUCAUUUCAAGAGGGAAAAUAAACAUUUCUCAAUAAUUUUGUCUUCAUAAGGGCUUUUUAUAAUAGAUGUGCUAAGUCUUUGCAUUUGGCUUAUGUUUAGGCAUCAUUUAAAAACACA
Molecule: messenger RNA, 10226 nt
Organism: Urocitellus parryii (Arctic ground squirrel)
Lineage: Eukaryota; Metazoa; Chordata; Mammalia; Rodentia; Sciuridae
Source: RefSeq, a predicted model, not a curated record